CCUUCGUUGCCUUCUCCACGAAGAGUUCUUUCUUUCUUGCUAACAACGUUUUCAAUCAAAAGAAACAAAAUCUGCAAAACCAAAUCCAAAACCAAAACGAAUCCACAAAAGAAUUGAGACCGAUUAUCUGCAGUGGCCACCCCUGACCUGAAGACACGGCCUGCUUCUCACCUUCCACUAUCUGCAAUUACCACUUGCAACUUACAACGCCCGUUAGUCAACAACGGGAUAUGUCGGUUGCUUGCGAUCUUGAUGAUGAUGUCGAUGAUUGCAAUCAUGGGAGUAAUAUGGCGAUAUAUAAGAGAUCCUAUUCAACAGUUUGACCUCAUUUUCACAGGUUAGAGCCUGAUGAGCAUGGUAGACGAGCAUGGUAGACGGAAAGCUAUAUGCAAAACAUGUGGUAAGAAGUACUUAGCAGAUAAUGUGAGUGGCACAUCUAAUUUAUUAUGCCAUUUGGCAAGUCAUGCUCAUAAUGAGGAGCAGCCUACUGGAUUAGCCACGGUUGAUCAUGAGAUAUAUCGUGAUAAGGUGGCUAUUGCAAUUGUUAAACAUGACUACCCCUUCCAAUUUGUGGAACACAUUGGAAUUAGAGAAUUGCAUUUAUUGUUAAAUCCUUCUGUGAAAAGCAUUUCGCGUAAUACAGCUAAAUCUGAUGUGUUAAAGAUUUAUAGAAGAGAAAAAGAAAAGGUCAAAAAAGAGCUUGAACUUGUACAAGGCCGCAUUUGUUCGACAUCUAAUCUAUGGUCUUCUAUUACGAGUGACGGAUACAUGUCACUUACAAUACAUUAUGUUGAUUAGAAUUGGAAUUUACAGAAGAGAAUAGUUGUGUUUCGUCAUGUACCCCCUCCUCAUAAUGGUCCAAAUUUAUCCGAGAAGCUGAUUAAUUUUCUAAAUGAAUGGGAAAUUGAUAAAAAAAAAUUUCACCAUCACUCUAAAUAAUGCAAAAUACAAUGAUAGAGUGACUAGAUUAUUGCAAAAUUAUUUUUUAUUUAAUGGUUCUUCCAUUUGUGGAAGUGAAUUUCUUCAUGUCCGUUGUGGUGCACAUGUGUUGAAUUUAAUUGUAAAGGCUAGAUUGCAUGUGAUUGAUGAAGCAGUUUAUAAAAUUAGGGAAAAUGUAAAGUAUGUGAAAGGAUAUAAAAGUAGGGUCAUAAAGUUUGCCGAAUUGGUGAAACAACUGUCAUUGGAAACAAAUAAAAAAUUGCGACAGGAUAUAGUAACUAGAUGGAAUUCUACCUAUCUCAUGCUUGAGAGGGCCUUACUUUUUAGACAUGCAUUUUCUCGACUUCAAGAUGUGGAUGAUGACUACAAGUUGCGUCCUUUAGAAGAGGAAUGGCAGAGGGUCGAAAAGAUUGCAGAGUUUUUUAGGCCUUUCUAUGAUAUGACAUUAUUGUUCUCGGGAAGUAAAUACCCCACAACUAACUUAUACUUUCCCAAUGUUUGGAAGAUUCAAUGUCUCUUAAAUAAAGAGGCCAAUAGUCCAGAUUUUUUGAUCAGUGAAAUGGCUUCUAAUAUGAAGACCAAAUUUCAAAAGUAUUGGGACUGCUAUAGUGUUAUCUUAUCAUUUGCCAUUAUUUUGGAUCCUCGUUACAAGCUCCAGUUUGUGGAAUAUUGCUUUUUUGUGUUGGAUCCUCAAUCACGGGAUGAAAUGGUUCUUAGUAUUAAACAAAAGUUGUUUAUUUGUUCGAAGAGUACUCUAAGACCAAUACUGCAAUUACUGCUACACCAAUGGAGGGUACUUUUAAUGGUGAUGAUGGACAAACUAGAGAUCUCAUGGAUGGUUUUGAUGUGUACCAAUCUCAACAAGGGGCAAGUGGUAACAAAUCUGAGUUGGAGUUGUAUCUUGAGGAGCGACUAGUAGAUCGUAAGCAACAACCAGAUUUGAAUGUUUUGACUUAUUGUAAGGAGAGUAGAAUUAGAUAUCCUGAGCUUUCACUUAUGACUUGAGAUAUCUUCAGUAUUCCUAUUACUACUAUAGCAUCUGAGUCUGCUUUUAGUCAUGGUGGGAGGAUUCUUGGAAAAUUUCGAACUUCUAUGUUGCCAGAUAAUGUGGAGACACUACUAUGUUCUCGAGAUUGGUUGUAUAAUAGUGAAGAGAGUCCUGAUAAAGAUUUUGAAGGUGAACAAGAAGACGAGGAGCAAGAUCUUGGAAGUGAUAUUAGUAGAUUUAUUGCUGAACAAGAUGCAUAUGCAAAUGUUGAUACUUAGUAACUGUUCUAGUAUAUGUCCAUUUGUUAUAUCACUGGGGUUGAAUGCUGCUCAAGUGCCAUGAGCAUAGCAGGCACAAGUGCUCUCCUAGCUUCACUAACUCCUGGAAUUGAGCCAUCAUCAUUUUGUCCAUGUCCUGGAAUAGCAAUAUUGCUCACCAACAAGAAAACAAAAAUCCAGGAAAACAUCAGCUCAGCCAUAGUAUUUUGAGUGUGUGUCUGUGUGUGAAAAGUGACAAAGAUUCUGUGUCUGUGUGUGAAAAGUGACAAAGAUUCUUUAAGAGCUGAGGUGAACAGAGGUGAGGAAGUGAUGGAUGAAAUGAUGAUGAUAAUGAACUAGUUGUGGGUAAUUCUAUGUCUUUUUGGGUAAUUUUCGUAUGCCUUUUAGCCUUUUAUGUUUGGUGAUCUUGAGCUCCUAAGCCUCGAGGAGUACUUCUCUCUAAUGUCCAAAAAUCCAGGAUUGAAAUAUUGAGUAUUUAGGCAGCUUCAGUUCUUAGUUCAACAGAUUUUUUCUUUUUCGUUCAUUGCUUUAAUUUGGAAGCUACAACCUGUAUGGAUAAUUCUAAAUUUGUGCCAUAUGAACAUGGUUGUUCGAAUA
Molecule: messenger RNA, 2802 nt
Organism: Coffea eugenioides
Lineage: Eukaryota; Viridiplantae; Streptophyta; Magnoliopsida; Gentianales; Rubiaceae
Product: zinc finger BED domain-containing protein RICESLEEPER 2-like
Exons: 5
Coding region: 893-1855 (320 amino acids)
Molecular function (GO): DNA binding
Source: RefSeq, a predicted model, not a curated record